Messenger RNA from Schistocerca cancellata (South American locust), 1984 nucleotides. It is a transcript of the gene dysf, whose product is annotated as neuronal PAS domain-containing protein 4A. NCBI's taxonomy places the organism in Eukaryota, Metazoa, Arthropoda, Insecta, Orthoptera, Acrididae. Gene Ontology annotation, molecular function: protein dimerization activity; RNA polymerase II transcription regulatory region sequence-specific DNA binding; DNA-binding transcription factor activity, RNA polymerase II-specific. The record is from RefSeq and is a predicted model, not a curated record. Gene Ontology annotation, biological process: regulation of transcription by RNA polymerase II.
CGUGUCCGGGUCUUUACUCACGUGCUGCAACAGCCAUGCGUCCUACGUACAGCAAGACGACAUAGCCAACAUGUUCACACGGUUCGACGCGAGCAAAUCGACCAAGGGCGCGUCCAAACUGCGGCGUGAUCUGAUCAACGCGGAGAUCGCCAACCUGCGCGACUUGCUGCCGCUGCCCCCGUCGACGCGCCAGCGCCUCUCGCAGCUGCAGCUCAUGGCGCUCGUCUGCGUCUACGUCCGCAAAGCCAACUACUUCCAGCAAGUGUUCAAGAGGCAUGACGUGGGCCUGCACCACGUACCGACGCCCAACAUCGGCUUCUCCAAGGCGCUGAGUGGCUUCCUGAUGAUGAUGACACAGAACGGGAAGCUGCUCUACAUCUCGGACAACGCGGCGGAGUACCUGGGCCACUCCAUGGAAGACCUGCUGAUCCACGGGGACAGCGUGUACGACAUCAUCGACAAGCAGGACCAGGCGGCGGUGCAGGCGGAGCUGGCCCGCCAGGCUGCCGCGCCGGGGGACGACCGCCGGCUCUUCCUCUGCCGCAUGAACGUGUCGCGCAACGCCCGCCGCCAGAUGCGCUUCGGCGACCAGAAGGUGGUGCUGGUGCAGGGGCACUACCUGUCGUUCCUGCCGCUGUGCUCUCGCAACGAGCCCGUCUUCCUGGCCACGUGUACGCCAGUCGCCAUGCCCGAGACGCGCGAGUGCGUCGUCCAGGGUGCCACCAACGUCUUCACCUCCAUCCACGCCAUGGACAUGAAGUUCAUGCACAUCGAUAAGAACGGCGAGUUCCACCUGGGGUACCCUCGCGCCGAGCUGCAGGGAGCGUCGUGGUACCAGCUGCUGCACUGGGACUGCAUGCGGGAGGCGCAGACCAAGCACCGCCUCAUCACGCAGUCGGAGCAGGACCGGUCGUGCAUCCUGCUGCUGCGGCUGCAGCGGCGCGCCGGCGACUGGCUGUGGGUGCACUGCGUGCUGCAGGUGAAGGACAGCGUCGACAGCAGCCAGCAGCCCGUCAUCGUCUGCACCAACCAGGUCCUCAGCGACCGUGAGGCGGCGGUGAUGCGCGCGAACGGCUGGCUGUACCACUACUACAUGGUGCAGAGCAAGCUGCAGUACGGCCUCGCGCUAGAGGCUCACGCCGCUUCGCGCAUGGCGGCCGCAGCCUACUACCACCACGGCGCCCCGCAGCCGCCGCCCGCGCCGGGGCCACAGGUGGUGUCGCCGUACCAGCAGCCAGUGCAGCACCAGCCGUUGCGGCGUGCAGCAGUGAUAGUGAAGUGCGCGCGUGUUGCAGUGGAGAGCCCGGUGCCCGUGGACUACUCGCGACACGCCCACCACGAGCCGCCGCCCGCAGACGACGUGCACCGGCGGAAGCUGCCGCGCCUGCUGAAGCCCGUCUCGCCGGAGCUGCUGGCGGCGGCGGCGGGGCGUGCCCGCGCUCACGUCAAGGCGGCCGCCGCCGACCCGGCGGACCUCAUGGAGCAGUGGAACCCCAGCCCGCCCUGGUCCGACACGGCUCUGCAGAAGGUGCCCGACAUCAGCCACCAGGAGCUGAGCCCGUACACGACGUGCACGCCGCCGACGCCGAGCGGCACCCCGGCGCACCCGUCGGCGAGCGCGUUCACGUUCGAGUGGUCGGCUGCGGGCGAGCAGUACGUGCCGAGCGGGGGCGGGAGCGCUUCCGCCGCUGGCCGCCGCGCCCGCGCCACCCCCUCACGAGGAGCCGCCGCCCUGGCACCAGCUGCACCAGCCGCACCAGCUGCACACCACCGCCUCUUCCCUCUGCAGCCGCCCCCGCACCCGCAGCGGCCGGCGCACUCGCCAGACGACACGCCACCCGCCAAAGAUACUGAACUUACAGAACUACACGUAAGUUGCAAUAUUAGUAGCUCCUCCUUCUCCUCCUCCUCCUGCUCCUCCUUCACCACCAUCACCACCACCACCACCACCACCACCACCACCACCACGAUUGAGGCUAUCUGA